This is a messenger RNA of Dibothriocephalus latus, 588 nucleotides long. The record is from the annotation of a GenBank genome assembly. NCBI's taxonomy places the organism in Eukaryota, Metazoa, Platyhelminthes, Cestoda, Diphyllobothriidea, Diphyllobothriidae.
AUGCCCGGGCCGAGGCUCUUACAAUCACAGUGGAUCCAAAAAAAAAUAUUCACAGAAACAUUUGAGGCCGGAUUUAAAAUCACGUCGGCCAAAUUAGAUGGUGUUGACUGUAAAGCUUGUGCGACAACACCAGCAGAAGUGAAGACGGAUAUUGAGUGCUAUAAUCAAAGCGAAACAUCCAAAGUGCACUUCAUUAUUGAUGACAGAAAAAAAUACACAGAGGUUCAAUUUAUGGUCAAAGAUGUGGCUAAGGCGAAAUACACAAUUGGAAACGAUGGUAACUUAGUUGAAAAGAAACAGCUCCGAAGCGAAGAAACUGUACCCACAGGAGGCCCAAUCGAACAAACUAAUUUUCCUCUUCCAUUCGUACCAGAUGCAAUGCAACUUAUACCAACAGAAACCGUUGGCGACACCGUGAAUAGCCGCGCAGCUGCGGUUCCCGUAGUGGUCAAGGAGGCAUGCAAGAAGACAGCAGAAGCGCCAGCAGAAGCGAAAACGAACUGCUUUGAAGUUUCAACACGCCUGUUUCCCGUCACCGUGAAGGCCAAGAUGGAAUCGACUAAUCGCAUCCUUACAUUGGAAGGUGCA